GGUCACCAAUCUCUGCUAGAAUUGGAGUCCAAUGUUUGGAGAAAGCAAGUCAUCAAGUGACCCCUGGACAAAAAAACCUAGAAGAAGGUGGAGGUGAUUGAGAGAUCUGUAUCAAGUCUCAGAGAUGGACUACCAGCUGAACAGACCGGAUCAGUGUGAGUUUGAGGAAGUGGCCGUUUACUUCUCCGAGGAGGAGUGGGACUAUUUAAAUUAUGAAGAGAAGGAGCUUUACCGGGAUGUGAUGAUGGAGAAUUACCAGACCCUCAGCUCUCUGGGAAGGAUUCACAUGACGCCUUUGAUUAUAUCAGCGAUUGAGCGAGGGGAAGAGCCGUAUGUCAGGAGCCACCUGCAGGAUAGUCUUUUGAAUACUGGCCCAGGUGAUUCCGUCAGCAGAAGUUAUCUUGAAGGACUUGACAAGAACAAAAGUGCACUAAGAAGUACUCUAAAGAAAUCUUUUAAUAAAAAGACCAGGGAAUUUAAUUUUCAAAAAUCAAAGAAUCGCCCAGAAAUGUGUACGUCUACAAAUGAGUUGGUAAACAGAAACCAAAAACAUUUCCCAUGUUCUGAAUGGUGGAAAUGUUUUGGCUGUUCAGAAUUUGUCAACCUCCCAAAUCAAACAGGAGAAAAACCUUUCUCAUGUUUUCCAUGUAACUCAUCUCUUGCAAAAUCAAGAACUCACACAGGAGAGAAAACAUUCUCAUGUACUGAAUGUGGGAAAUGUUAUAGUCGAAACUCGAGUCUUGCUGUACAUCAAAGAACUCACUCAGGAGAGAGACCAUUCUUAUGUUCUAUGUGUGAGAAAUGUUUUGUCAGUAAAUCAAGUCUUGUGAAUCAUCAGAGAACUCACACAGGAGAAAAACCUUUCUCAUGUUCUGAAUGUGGGAAAUGCUUUAGCCGACGCUCAAACCUUGUAAUGCAUAAGAGAACUCACACAGGAGAGAAAUCGUUUGUAUGUUCUGAAUGUGGGAAAAGGUUUAGCAUUCACUCACUUCUUGUUAGACAUCAGAGAACUCACACAGGGGAAAAACCGUUUCCAUGCUCUGAAUGUGGGAAAUGUUCUUUCAGUAAAGCAGAGCUUGUGAAACAUCAGCGAAUUCACACAGGGGAAAAACCUUUUUCAUGUUCUGAAUGUGGGAAAUGUUUUGUCAGUAAAUCAGAUCUUGUGAAUCAUCAGAGAACUCACACAGGUGAAAAACCUUUCUCAUGUUCUGAAUGUGGGAGAUGUUUUAGCCUGCACUCGCAUCUUCUUGACCAUAAGCGAACUCACACAGGAGAGAGACCUUUCUCAUGUUUAGAAUGUGGGAAAUGUUUUAGCCGGUAUUCAGUUCUUAUGACGCAUCAGAAAACUCAUACAGGAGAAAAACCGUUCUCUUGUUCUGAAUGUGGGAAAUGUUUUAGUCGGCAUUCGGUUCUUGUGACACAUCUGAGAACUCAUACAGGAGAAAAACCUUUCUCAUGUUCUGAAUGUGGAAAAUAUUUUAGCCAGCAUGCACAUCUUGUGAGCCAUCAGAGAACUCACACAAAAGAGAAACUUUGUGAUGUUCUGAAUAUGGGAAAUGGUAUAGUCCAUUCUAAGGUUUAUGAGGCAUCAAUGGAUUGACAUGAGAACAUCUGUGUUGUGAAUGUGAGACCUAUUAAAACUGUAAGUCAAAUCUUAUUCACUACCCAUCAUCUCACACUAUAGCAAAGCCUCUAUCAUGUUGAAACUACGUAAUAACCAAUUUUUAAGCAGGUGCCACUUAUUUACGAUUAAGAGUAUAUUCAUAAUUGAUUCUUAUUCUGUACGGUAUAUCAAUUGUAAAUGUCAUCUUUGUUUUUAUAUGCUGGCUUAAAAU
Molecule: messenger RNA, 1835 nt
Organism: Pelobates fuscus (common spadefoot toad)
Lineage: Eukaryota; Metazoa; Chordata; Amphibia; Anura; Pelobatidae
Product: zinc finger protein OZF-like
Exons: 4
Coding region: 125-1600 (491 amino acids)
Biological process (GO): regulation of transcription by RNA polymerase II
Cellular component (GO): nucleus
Molecular function (GO): DNA-binding transcription factor activity, RNA polymerase II-specific; RNA polymerase II cis-regulatory region sequence-specific DNA binding
Source: RefSeq, a predicted model, not a curated record